Lactuca sativa (garden lettuce) is the source of this 1521-nucleotide messenger RNA. RefSeq names its product basic helix-loop-helix (bHLH) DNA-binding superfamily protein (gene DYT1). The record is from RefSeq and is a predicted model, not a curated record. Gene Ontology annotation, molecular function: protein dimerization activity; sequence-specific DNA binding; DNA-binding transcription factor activity. Gene Ontology annotation, biological process: regulation of DNA-templated transcription. NCBI's taxonomy places the organism in Eukaryota, Viridiplantae, Streptophyta, Magnoliopsida, Asterales, Asteraceae. Gene Ontology annotation, cellular component: nucleus.
UCUCUCUAUAAAAUCGCAAUAUUGAACAUCAUUUUCCAAUCAUUUAAAACCCAAAGAGCUUUUGAGAAAUCCUCCCAUGGAGUUUUCUAACCUUUACGAUGAUAUAUCAUCUGUUGUUGAAGAAACCAACAGUAGUUUCGACACUGUUUGCAGAAACAGGAGACGAAAUUACGAUGAAGAAGAUGAUGAUAACAAUGAUGAUGAAGGGAAAUUUAAGUCUAAGAACCUCAAAGCAGAAAGAAAAAGACGUGAAAAGCUCAAAUCCAGGAUGCUACAAUUACGAUCUCUAGUUCCUAAAAUAACAAAUUUGAACAAAGAAACGAUCAUAACUGAUGCUAUUGAUUAUAUCGAGGAGCUUAAAAUUUCCGUGACAAAUCUAACUAACAAGAUACAUGAAAUGGAAGUUGAAAUGGCAAUGGAAGAAUCAUUUGAUAUUAUCCAACUUUGCCCUCAGGAAAAAAUGAAAAACUGGGGUAUAGAGUUGGAAGUAGAGGUGAGCCGUAUCAAUGAGAAUAAGUUGUGGAUGAAGAUAAUUUUCGAGAAAAAAGUAGGAGGGUUUACAAAAUUGAUGGAGGCAAUGAGCAUGCUCGGGAUUGAAGUUGUUGAUAUUAGUGUUACAACCACAAAAGGGGCAAUUCUUAUUACUUCAUGUAUUGAGGGAAAAUUGCUUGUUCCUGAGCGAGUUCGAGAAGAAUUACUUGAUGUUAUUAAAGUUAUAUAGUCUAGUAGAAAGCAUAUUAUAGUAUAUGGGAAAAUGUUGAGUAAUAUAACUAGUAGUAUUAUUGGGUGUCUAGCAUUGUAAUCUAAGUUUUUUUUGUCGUGAAACUAAAAAAUGAUGAACGAUUACGAUAUACAUUUGAGUAAAAACAAAAAUAAAAUUUUAAUAACUGUUAUUAAAUAUUUUAUGAGAUACUACCAUUCUAAAUACAACCUCCCCGUGUUAAUUUUUUCCCAACACAUUUCUUUGGCAGCUUUCACAAGUUUUAAAGAUUCAAAGCUAAAGACACAUAUAUCCCAUCAAACACGCUUUAAAAAGUGAGCAUGACCCACAAGACCCUUUGUCAAAUUUGUAUGUAUAAAUUUCACCAUUAAUGACAACAUGAGAAUUCACAUUGGAAUAUUUCACAUAUUUGAUAUGGUUAUUCUGAGGAUUCUUGUUAUUUCCUUUAUGAUAUUCACUAUGCUCUUAACAAAGAUCAAUGCACACGAAGGGCUAGAGAACAGUUUUGUUCGGGUUGUCAGAUUAGGCCAACCACCAUAUUCAUCGGCUUCUGGACCUCAUUCAAAUGUUGAUACAAUGGAAGUUACGGGGAUACAUAAAUCCAAUAAGUUGAAAGUUGUUCCUGAUGUUAUCAUUGGAGGAUAUCUAAUGGCUUGUGUUGUUGCUGUUUUAUUGUAUAUUCGGGUCACAAGAAGAAAAAGUGAAGUGCCUUCUUAAAACUAUUUGCCUUGUUGUUUUUCCAUUACCUUAUGUAACUAUUAAAUAGUAUUUGAUAUGGAAAAUCUAAAACAUAAAAUACA